This is a messenger RNA of Larimichthys crocea (large yellow croaker), 5190 nucleotides long. RefSeq names its product protein phosphatase 1, regulatory subunit 12A (gene ppp1r12a). The record is from RefSeq and is a predicted model, not a curated record. The coding region runs from base 169 to 3387 and encodes 1072 amino acids. Gene Ontology annotation, cellular component: cytoplasm; A band; Z disc. NCBI's taxonomy places the organism in Eukaryota, Metazoa, Chordata, Actinopteri, Sciaenidae. The transcript has 26 exons. Gene Ontology annotation, biological process: signal transduction. Gene Ontology annotation, molecular function: protein kinase binding; enzyme inhibitor activity; phosphatase regulator activity.
UCUUUUUCUCCUCCCUCCUCCUCCCUCCCUUCCCACGCCCCAGUGCGCUGUGGGAUAGUGGCACUAUAAAGUAUAUCCUCUCUCUCUCUCUCUCUCUCUCGGAAGAAGAAAAAAAAAAAAGAUAAGAAGAAGAAGAAGCAACCGAGACACACUAAGCAAAGGAGGGGGAUGAAGAUGGCGGACGCCAAGCAGAAGAGGAACGAGCAGUUGAAGCGGUGGCUGGGCUCGGAAACGGACCUGGAGCCCCCGGUUCUGAAGAAGAAGAAGACGAAGGUGAAGUUCGACGAUGGCGCCGUGUUUCUGGCCGCCUGCUCCAGCGGCGAUACCGAGGAGGUGCUCCGUAUGCUGGACCGGGGCGCUGACAUCAACUACGCCAAUGUGGACGGUCUCACCGCCCUCCACCAGGCGUGCAUAGACGACAACGUCGACAUGGUGACUUUCCUGGUGGAACACGGAGCCGGCAUCAACCAGCCCGACAACGAGGGCUGGAUCCCCCUCCACGCCGCAGCCUCCUGCGGAUACCUAGACAUAGCAGAGUAUCUCAUCAGCCAGGGCGCCAACGUAGGAGUUGUGAACAGCGAAGGCGAGACGCCCCUGGACAUCGCCGAAGAGGAGGCGAUGGAGGAGCUCCUGCAGAACGAGAUCAACAGACAAGGGGUGGACAUCGAGGCGGCCCGGAAAGAGGAGGAGCGGGUCAUGCUGAGGGACGCCCGGCAGUGGCUCAACAGCGGCCAGAUCCAAGACGUCCGGCACGCCAAGUCCGGAGGGACGUCGCUCCACGUAGCUGCUGCGAAGGGAUACGUCGAGGUUUUAAAGCUUUUAAUCCAAGCAGGGUAUGAUGUAAAUAUUAAGGACUACGACGGCUGGACUCCUCUACACGCAUCGGCACACUGGGGCAAAGAGGAGGCGUGUAGGAUACUGGUGGAGAAUCUAUGUGACAUGGACCUCAUUAAUAAAAUGGGCCAGACGGCUUUCGACGUAGCAGACGAAGAUGUUCUGGGAUAUUUAGAAGAACUACAAAAGAAGCAAAAUCUGCUGAUGAGCGGAAAGAAAGAUGUCAAGAAAUCUCCUCUGAUUGAAACGACGACCACCGGAGAUAACAACCAAUCACUGAAGCCGCUAAAGAGCAAAGAAACGCUGCUUCUGGAGCCGGAGAAGACGGCCCCACGCAUCGAGACCUUAGAACCGGAGAAGGUGGAUGAAGAAGAGGAGGGGAAGAAGGACGAGUCGAGCUGCUCCAGCGAAGAAGAGGAGGAUGAAGACUCGGAGUCGGAGAAUGAAGCAGACAAGAGCAAGCCAUCGGCAUCGGUGAGCAACAACACGACGCCCACCGCGACCGGCAUCACGGUGUCACCUCCGACCAGCCCAACUAACCAGGUGACGACCCCCACUUCGCCGGUAAAGAAGGCCAUCCAGCCUGCCGGAAAGGUUUCAGCUAAAGUGGAGGAGGAGCGGAAAGACGAGUCUCCGGCGUCGUGGCGGCUGGGACUGAGGAAGACGGGCAGCUACGGGGCGCUGGCGGAGAUCACGGCCACCAAGGAGGCUCAGAGGGAGAAGGACACGACCGGGGUGAUGCGCUCUGCCUCGAGCCCUCGCCUCUCGUCCUCCCUGGACAACAAGGACAAAGAGAAGGAAAAGGAUAAAGGGACCCGGCUCGCCUACGUGGCCCCCACCAUCCCCAGGAGACUGGCCAGCACUUCAGACAUCGACGAGAAGGAAAACAGGGACUCGACUCCUCUGAUACGUAGUGGCUCAUACACCCGGCGACGCUGGGACGACGACCUGAAGAACAGCGAAGGAAGCGCCUCCACCAACCGAACCUCCAGCUACCAGCGCAGCACGUCCCACACGCUAGCACUAGGGCGGAGCGGCAGCACGCGGGACGUGCCGGCCAAGUCUUCGUCCACCUCCAGCUUGGACCCUAACACCUGUAACACUAAACCCUGGCAGCCACCCACCUCCCACUACCAGUCUUACAGCAUUUACCGCAGCGGCUCUUUUGGCAGAAGACACGAGGACCUGAGCUCCUCGACCACCUCCUCCACGACGACCACCACCACCUCCUCAUCUGUUACCUCGCCCACAGGCCACCGCGGCCUGCUCUCCAGCCUGGGCUCCUCCUCCACCCGCACUGGCUCCACCAGUCUCACCAGCAGGUACUGGUCAGAGGAGAGCGCCGAGAGGGAAAAGGAGAAGGAGAAGGAGUCCGCCGCUGUCAUCCCCACUAUAAACACUGGCUCCACCACCACCACGUCUACCACUACCACCACCGCCAUAUCUACCACUACCACCACCGCUGGCACCGUCACCGGCUCUGAAAGACGCAGGUCAUACCUGACGCCAGUCCGAGACGAGGAGUCCGAGUCCCAGAGGAAAGCUCGCUCCAGACAGGCUCGACAGUCAAGGAGGUCCACCCAGGGCGUGACUCUGACUGACCUGCAAGAGGCUGAGAAAACAAUCGGCAGGACUCGUCCCACAAAGACCCGGGAGGAGGAGAGGGAUGAGAGGGAGAAGCAGGACAAGGAGAAGCAGCAGGAGGAGAAGAAGGAGGUGGAGACCAAGGAGGACGAUUACCGAUCGAAGUACCGCAGCUUCGAAGAGCGCUACCGGCCUUCGACUUCGUCCUCCACCUCCGCCAUUUCCACAGCCAGCACUGCCUCCACCCCGUACUCUAGCACCACUUUGUCCUCCAGUUCCAGCUCCCUCAACAGGCCUAACAGUCUGACGGGGAUCACCUCCUCCUACAGCCGUUCCUCCAGAGACACGGAAAAAGAAAUGGACAGAAAGGAGGAGGAGAAGGAGGGAGAGGACAAGUCUCAGUCCCGCUCCAUACGGGAACGCAGGCGGCCCCGCGAGAAGAGACGCUCCACCGGCGUCUCCUUCUGGACACAAGAUGGUGAUGAAAACGACCCCGACCAGCAGUCCGACUCCGAGGAGGGCAGCAUCAAGGGAGAGCCACAGAGUGACAGAUUGUCCAGGAAUGAGAUCACUUCAUCCUUAGAUCGUAAUGACACUCUUUCUAGCCGUGGCUACGGUGAGAGUCGAAGGACGUAUUCAAGCCGACUGGACAGAGACGACACCACUGAUUAUAAGAAGCUCUACGAGCAGAUCUUAGCCGAGAACGAGAAGUUGAAGGCCCAGUUACGUGACACGGACCUGGAGCUGGCAGACUUGAAGCUACAGCUAGAGAAGGCCACACAGAGGCAGGAACGUUACGCCGACCGAUCACAGCUUGAGAUGGAGAAAAGGGAAAAAAGAGCUCUAGAAAGGAAGAUUUCUGAGAUGGAGGAGGAACUUAAGACGCUCCCAGACUUGAAAGCAGACAACCAGAGACUAAAGGACGAGAACGGAGCGCUCAUUCGAGUCAUUAGCAAGCUUUCCAAGUAGAACAGACCCCGCCCAACCCAGCCCGGCCCGGCCCGGCCCGGCCCCGUCUUCUGCACCCCCUCUAGCCCCCCAUGGCAGUGACUAAUGGAAUUGCACAUUUAGAUAUUAAUUGCAACAGACAUCAGAGACAAGACUCCUUUUUUCUUUUUGUUUUUGUCCUUUUUUUUUUUUACUUCUCCCAACUCCUUUUAUCUACCUUUUGCUCCACCACCACUGCAGCAUCCAUCCAUCCAUCCUCCACCACCACCACCACCUCCUCCUCCGACUAUAAUCCACUCGACCCCACGAUUAGAGAAACAGAGUUUACAGAGCAAAAAGAAAAAAGGGUUGUUUGAUGAUGAGCAUGUUUUAAAAAGCAUCGCGGGCGGGGAAGCCUGAAAACUAUUUAACCAAUAAGCCUUAGUUGUACAUAAACGAGAAAAAAAAAAAUCUCUCUCUCUCUCUCUCUCUCUCUCUAUAUCUCUCUCUCUCUCUCUCUCUCUCUCUCUCUCUCUCUCUCUCUCUCUCUCUCUCUCUGAUAUUAUCCGACACCUCCUGAUUUUAUUCGUGCCACAUCUUUUUGUUUCCUCUCCAUGUGUCGGUGUGCUGUGCCACUUUUGCCUCCCCCCCUCCUCACAUCAUCAGCUCCUCGUGGCCCUCCCCUCUCUCCACACACACUUUUUCUUUUUUAAACUUUUAUUUUGUACCUCUGUGUGUCUUCCUCCAAGAGGGAACUUUUUUUUUUUUUGGUUUUUGUUUUUUGAACUCGCUUUAGCGAAACGAGGCGGACCUGGUGGAAUUUAAGCUUUCACUGUAUGUGCAAUAUGCAUUUCUCUUUCUCUCUUUUUUUUUUUUUUAAAAACGCUUUAAUGAGUCCAUCACACGUAGGAUUUUUUUUUUUCACUCUUCCACCGCUUCCAUCGCUCACCUUCCUCCUCCUCCUCUUUUUUUUUUUUUUUUUAAGUUUGUAGUGUAGUCCGUGUAUACUCUGUAUUUCUCACUUUUUGUUUUAGCAGGUACUGAGUGAUGCUGUAUAUACCUGUAUGUAUUUGUUUGAGACCAGCACAUGGCAUGCGUUUAUGGUUCCCGUCUGUUACUAUUAAAAAGUAUACAAAUUCCAGAGGACAAAAAGGUGUGUUUUUAAUUCUUCUUUUUCUUUUUAUAGUCUAAAAGACAUUGGACGCAGUACAGUAGAGCCUCUUUCUCGUACACGAGACGCUCGGCGGUGUUCAGUGCUUCUUUUAUUUUUAUUUUUUUUCCAGUUUAAAAUUAAGCGCUCGCAUUUAAUUGUGAGAUAAAAGGAAAAAAAAACUUGCUUCACUACAUUUCACUUUCAUUGUACUCAGUAUCUUGGAAGAGUGCUGUUAAAUUUUUUUUUUUUUAAAGCUGUAGUAUUAUAGCCGAGGUGUUGUCACUAAAAUAUAAAUAAAAUAAAAAAAGAAUAUCUUAGGUAUCGCUAACCCAGUCCUUUUUACAAUGUCUACAUGCACUGUCGAUGCCAUGUGAGGAGUCUUCUUGAUGUCAGGUUUAAAAGCAAAGUCGCGCCACCAUCGAAUAUUUCAUGCAUCUGAAAACAUUUUAUGCAUUUCAGUGGCCUUUUAAGGAUAUUUUAGUAAAAAGAAGUUUAAAAAAAAAAAGUCACUGCAGAUGGACUGAUGAACAUCUACUCUGGUUUAGACUUUUUUUUUGUUUGUUUUAUUUUUCUUUCUUUUCUUUUUUUUUCCCGUCAUCUUGUAAAAUAGGUGUGUGGCUUAAUACAUGCAAGCUGUGCUGUGACUACCAACCACUGAAGAGUUCAUUAAAAAUAAACUUGUACAUUGUAAA